AUGCGACCGCGCAUGCUCAGACAUAUACUGGUAACCUCCAACAUGGCGGCUAGAGGCCAUGUGCAAGACCCUAACGAUCGGAGACUUAGACCCAUUUACGACUACCUGGACAAUGGCAACAACAAGAUGGCGAUCCAGCAGGCUGACAAACUGCUGAAGAAACACAAGGACCUGCACUGUGCCAAGGUGUUGAAAGCCAUCGGUCUGCAGCGAACAGGAAAGCAGGAUGAAGCAUUUAGCCUGGCCCAGGAGGUGGCGACACUCGAACCCACUGACGAUAACUCAUUACAGGCUCUCACUAUACUGUACAGAGAGAUGCACCGCCCUGAGUUGGUGACUAAGCUGUAUGAAGCUGCUGUGAAGAAGGUUCCCCUCAGCGAGGAGUAUCACUCUCACCUGUUCAUGGCCUACGCCCGUGUUGGAGAGUACAAGAAGAUGCAGCAGGCGGGGAUGGCUUUGUAUAAGACCGUUCCUAAGAACCCAUACUACUUCUGGUCUGUCAUGAGUCUGGUUAUGCAGGCCAUCUCGGCGCAGGAUGAGAAGUUAGCCCAGACCAUGUUCCUGCCCCUGGCUGAACGCAUGGUGGAAAAGAUGGUGAAGGAGGAAAAGAUUGAGGCUGAGGCUGAGGUUCAACUGUACUUUAUGAUCCUGGAGCGGCUGGGGAAGUGUGUGGAGGCUCUGGACAUGGUCCGCGGUCCACUGGGAGAGAAGUUGACCAGUGAGUUGCAGAGCAGGGAGAAUAAGUGUAUGAUGAUGUACCAACGACUGCAGCUCUGGCCUGAAUGCAACGCUCUGUCCAACAAACUACUGCUCAAAAAUCCUGAUGAUUGGCAGUUCUAUCUCUCCUACUUUGACUCUCUUUUCCAUCUCAUGGACAAGUCCUGGAGCCCACCUAAUGAGGAAGAGCACUGUGUGGAGGGUCCAGUGCAGACCACUGUGGCAGAGGCAGUGAAGUUUGUGGUGGACAGGAUGGAGGAGGAGGACAAGAAGGAGUCUCGUCCUCUCAGAGGUCCCUACAUGGCCUGCCUGGAACUCAUACACAGACUGAGACAGAGGGGCUGUCCUGAUGAGCAAGAGCUAGGAGAUCCGUUGGAGUUGAUGCUUCAGUUCUUUGGGAAGUUUGGAGACAAACCCUGCUGUAUUACAGACCUGAAGAUAUAUUUACACCUACUUCCCCCUGAGCAACACACACAGUUUAAAAACCGUCUGGGGGAGUUGGUUCCGUUGGGGGAGGUGGGUGAGGAUGGCUUUGGGUUUCCGGGGGAUACGAAGGCAUUGCAGAGACACUUGUGUGUGUGUCAGCUGAGCCGGGUGCUGGGACUUCAACACGCUCUGGACACAGAGGGCAAACUAUGCCUCAUCACAGAACUCAAAGCCCACUACCACUAUGGACUACAAUUUGGGAAGUCGUGUCUGAAGACAGAGCUCCAGUUCUCUGAUCCGUACUGUCUCAUGGUCGCUCACGUCUACAUCGACCUCUGGACAGAAACUGGCGAUGAGAACAUGCUGUGGCAGUGUCUAGGAGUAUUAGAGGAGGGUUUGUCCUUCAGUCCCUCCAACGCUCAGUUCAAACUACUGCUGCUGCUUCUUUUCUGUCGCCUCGGAGCCUUCCAGCCCGUAGUGGACCUCUACUCCAGCCUGGAUGCCAAGCACGUACAGCACGACACCAUAGGGUAUCUGUUAACUCGUUAUGCAGGGUCGUUGGGUCAGUUUGCUGCAGCCUCCCAGUCCUAUAACUUCUCCCUCAGGUUUUUCCACUCCAACCAGAAAGAUACCUCAGAGUACAUAAUCCAGGCCUAUAAGUAUGGAGCGUUUGAGAAAAUCCCAGAAUUCAUCGCGUUUAGAACCCGGCUCAACCAAUCUCUGCACUUCGCUCAGGUCCGCACCGAGAGGAUGUUACUGGACUUGUACACCGAGGCUGACAUCACAUCAAGUCUGGAGGAGAGUGUGAAGGCGAUGGGUCUGUGUCCUGAGGAGGAUGACAUUCCCUGGGACAACAUGAGGGACAACAGAGACCUGACUGUCCUCUUCAGCUGGGACCCCAAGGACAGGGAGCUGACUGAGGAGCAUCGUCGUCUGUCUAUAGAGGAGGAGUCGGUCUGGUUAAAGGUUCGCUCUCUCACGCUCCGCCUCCUAGCCUCAUUGGCUCUGCUCGGACACGCCCCCUCAUCACGGAACUCUGAUAAGACCAAUGAGAAUGGUGUAUCAGCCAAAAGCUCCACCCUCCAGACCCUCCUCUCCCAGCUAGACCUGACGCUACAGACCGCAGCCCAGAUCACAGAGAAACAGACACAGUACCCGUUCGUGGGCCCUCCCUCCUCCCGCCUGGCCACUGCUCUGUCUAGUGGCAGCUGUCACUGUCAGGCCUCUGCUCUGCAACUAUCACUGACUCUUCAGGAACUAGAGACCACUGGACUGGACGACUCGUCAGAACUCCAAACCCAGAUCUGUAACUCCUUCAAAUCAUUAAUAGUACAACUCCAAGAGCUGUUAUCCAGAUGUAAAGGAGAAGUGUUGGAGAUGAAAGACAGCAGAUUGAUGACCCAGCCCUCCCUGUUGGAAACACUGGUCUUCUUCGUCGAGACUGUGUGUGUGGUGCUGUGGGUGGCCAGUUACUCUGCCAGCGUCCUGCGACCGCUCAAGUCCAGCCUACAGAAGAAGAAGAAGAAGAAAAAGGACAGCAGCACAGCCAUGCCAGUGGUGCUGAGUGGCUUCCAGGAGUGGACAGGCAGCCUACAGGGCAUUGUGACCCAGGCUCUGGAUCACGUGAAGGGGCAGGAGGCCAGCCUGACAGCCCUCAAACUAGCAGCACUCACCCUGGGGGUGGGACACGCACAGACACAGGAGGAGUGUGGAUUCACCAGGGCAGCCAUGGACAAGGUUCAGACUAGUUAUCUUGGCUCGCUACAGGAGCUGGGAGAUCUACUGAGGAAGAGAGCUGAUUCGCUGAAGAGCCUCAAGUUCUGACCAGCAAUCACCCUUCAAUCAAUAUUGUCAUACCUAUCUCUCACUAUUAUACUGGAUCACCUCAUCUAACUGCACCCCCACACAGAGCCUUCUCCCCCUGCUCCUCUCAAAGGAGGUGUUGCUUGCUGCCAACAGUCUUUCACUUCAUCCUCUUCCCUCUCCUUUUCCACAUAUCCCUCACUCUGGGUGUCACUUUAUAUUACACAGGACUCCCUUUCUCACCGUGAGAACCAUCACUGCUCUCUCUCUCAGCAAGGAACCACAGAUAUUUCCGGUUUAUUAUAUGUGAUAAUGUCACAGAGAAGCUCCUCAAACAUACUAGAGCAACAUACGAAAUAAGCAAUUUUAGAACUAAACUAAAUUAUUGUACAUAGUCCGCAGAUGACAGAUCAACUACCACAGCAACAACUCCUUGACUGAACGUGAAUGAACUAAGCAACGUUUUCCCCUUAGUUGUUUUUUCCCAGCCGCUGUUGCUUCCAUGGUGACAGUCAGAUGAGAAGAUCUGCUUCUGUUUUCCAUGUUGGACCCCUCACUUCCCGAGCUUGGCCUUGCAGUCCAAACAGCUACACUGUUGUCAGUGACACUCUUCUGCUCAUAAGAACAAAUGGGGCGGAGAUGGUGCUUAGCUUACUGUAUGAAAACGAGGACAGCUGAACAAAGUGUUCUUUGCGUAUUUUACACGCAAGGAAAGCUGAACACGGCCCUAACUCUGAAAAGCUUCUGAAUUGUUUGUUUCAGAAGUGCACAACUCCAGUGCUGAUUUUAGGCAUUGACUUUUAGCCAGAAACCUGGGAAACGAGUUGUCAUCACUCCUCUCCGGGCAACCAUGACUUAAUAGGUCAGUUUAGAGCAGAUGAGUAUACUACAACGUAGGAUCAAGGAGUUAGCCAGCUAACUUGCCUAAAUAUAUAUCUUUUUUUUUUUUUUUUUAAGAUGAGCUUGGUCUAAUUGACUCAACCAAAACCACAUAAUGUUUAGCUUUCUUAAUGAACCAGGAAAUCAACAGUUAUUUCUGGUUCUCUCAUUGAACCUGCUUUGUAGUAUGCACCUCUGGUUGGGUUCAUCACCCUGCUCGCCACCAGUCCAUGCCUUUCAAUCCCAAACUCCCCCUUUGUGUUCUGUCUAUUUGAAACCCCCUCUGUAGUUAUUGGAAAGCAAUCACAGGAAAAGAUUGGAAUACCUGAAUCUGAAAAUACAUACUGUAAGUAAUGUAUUUGCAUUCUAUGUUGGUGCAAAGUAUAUGUAGCUUGCCUGGUUUAGUUAAAUUACGACAGUCAGUGGAUGGUUUGUUUUAACACUGUAGGAGAGAAACCAGACAGUUAUACAACCUGUUUAUUCAGAGGUGCUAGUGUUAAGUGCUGUGGAAACAGUUCUCUCUGACAAUGGCUGAAACCCAAAAUAUCUAAAUGUGAAGGAGACAACCAACGUGUCCGAUUUGCAAUGAAGAUGGGGAAUGUUUUUGAAAUAGUCCUUCAUUGGCUCUUCAGGGUGCAUCUCCCUACUCUGUCAACCGUUAUGUUAGCUGCACUGAUCUCCCGCAAUUCAUUUCACUAACCAAAACUGUCAAGGGCAUCAUAUGACUCAUUAGAUCAGUCACAAUUUACCAAUGAUAUAUUGCGGUUUGAUCUUCUCUAACAUGGCCGUUGUCUUAAACCCCACCCUAUGUAUAACUAUAUACCAAAAACGUGGCUCUGUUGCUAUGGCAUUUCACCUGCUAGCUACAGAUAGACCUAUACCAUGCAGCGAGAGGAGACUUGUAUCAGACAGACAUCAGGGUCACGUUCAGUAGCAUUGUGGAACGCUCUAAAAUAGAGGUCUGUUCUAAUCAAUGCAUUGCAAACUAAGGGCUCUAUUCAGUCUAUCACGGAAGUUCAGCGUGAUAGGCAAUGUUCGAGUUAGUGCAUUUCCACAUAUCUUUUGGGACGAUGAAACGGGCCCAUGGUUGGAUCAAAUUUGGGGAAAGCUGAAUUUUAUGCAAUUAUUCUGUGAUCUCGCAACGCUAUUAACCAAUUAACGCUCACUAUAGCUUCCAGCCUCUAUUGGAUUGGCAGUUGAUACCUAGCCUGCUUGCUAGCAACCACAUGAGGGCGAAGCUAGAAUGCUAUCCAAAUUAUCCCGUUAUGCGGAGACUACAAACGAUGGUAAAAAAAAACGCAUGUUGGCUCAAUCGGAAAUGACUUUAUUAAUCUGUAACGCUACAGCGAUAUUGAAUAGAGCCCUAAACUAGUAGACAUGUUUACAGCCGGGGGCACUGAGACUGACUAAUAUCGAUUUCUAUAUGCUUUGGUUUAUUUUGUGUUGUAGGUUUAGUUUAUCCUUUUUAAACAAGACGUGGACGAGAGAGCAGGAACGUUGAACAGUUUGAUCCUCCCACACUGACCCCUCAAACCCAAACCCCCGGACAGAUGGGACCCUCUCUAGAGGCUGUCAGUGGACUCAUUUUGAGGUGCCAUCAAUUUAUACUCAUCCUGUCUCUUUUGCUAGAAAAUGGAAAACAAAAACACUGGAAUGUCAUUUAAAAAUAUAUAUAUGAACAAAUCA
Salvelinus fontinalis (brook trout) is the source of this 5511-nucleotide messenger RNA. RefSeq names its product N-alpha-acetyltransferase 25, NatB auxiliary subunit (gene naa25). Lineage: Eukaryota; Metazoa; Chordata; Actinopteri; Salmoniformes; Salmonidae. The record is from RefSeq and is a predicted model, not a curated record. Gene Ontology annotation, cellular component: cytoplasm; NatB complex. Gene Ontology annotation, molecular function: protein binding; protein-N-terminal amino-acid acetyltransferase activity. Bases 1 to 2967 code for a protein of 988 amino acids. The transcript has 23 exons. Gene Ontology annotation, biological process: N-terminal peptidyl-methionine acetylation.